GCAUCAACACUUAUACACGCCUAAACAUAACACAAUUCCUACUCCCGUGUGCCCCCUUGUGGCACGUUAAGUCACUGCAGUGGGCGGGUAGCUUAAAGAGAAAAUGAAAGUGUUUAGUGGCGACACAAAGCUGGACUGAUGAAGCUAAAAUGAUCGAGGUUUACUAAGGGGAGAGAAGCAGGACGUUUGAAGCUACUAUACAUUUUGGCAGCGGACACCUUUACAGGCAUCCAAAAAAAGGCGUCGCUCCUCAUGUUCAGGAUUUGACAGUCUGUUCUUCAUUACCAGCCGUUAGCCUGCCGUGCGGGUUGGCAUUGUGUUCAGUUAAGGACAUUUCAUUCAUAAUGGUCUUGGUGAGGCUGUUAGUGCUGUCUCUUCUCCAUGUGUAUGUGGUUGGACUGCAGCCCACUCAAAUUUCACAGCAGGCAUCAAGCCCUCUUCAUUCUCAUGGAGAACAAUCUCCUUUAGGGACAGACAAUCUGUCCUUCCCGUGGAGCCGCCUUCGCCUGCCAAGGUACAUAAUUCCACUUCACUACCAUAUCUUGGUGCACCCCAACCUCACUAGUCUCCGUUUCACUGGCUCAGUCACCAUCCAAAUUGACGUCCAGAACAACACAAAUUGGGUUGUGUUGCACAGCAAGGAUCUGAAUAUCUCCAAGGCAACCAUACUGGAUCAGAACCUUGCUCAUCUGUCUGAGCAGGUCCUACCGUGUCUUCACAACCCUGCCCAUGAGCAGAUCGGCAUUUUUUCUCCCAGGGUGCUCAGCAGCGGUCAGAAAUACUUCCUAUAUAUUGAGUUUGGGGCAGAGUUGGUAGAAGGAUUCGAUGGUUUCUAUAAAAGCAUCUAUAGAACCCGUUCAGGAGAAAUGAGAACCUUAGCCUCCACUCACUUUGAGCCUACGAGCGCCCGGACGGCGUUCCCUUGCUUUGACGAGCCAAACUUCAAAGCCAACUUCUCGGUGCGGAUCAGGAGGACAUCUGAGUACAUUUCUUUGUCCAACAUGCCAAUCGUCAAGACAGUUAAAUUCGAUGAUGGCUUGCUGGAGGACCAGUAUGCUGCCAGUGUAAAGAUGAGCACGUACCUCGUAGCGUUUGUUGUCUGUGAUUUUAAAUCCGUUACUGCAAUAACAUCUUCUGGGGUGCAGGUGUCCAUCUAUGCUGAUCCCGAGAAAUGGUCCCAAACACACUAUGCCCUGGAAGUUGCUGUGAAAAUGCUUGACUUUUACGAGGAGUAUUUCAACAUAAAUUAUCCCCUACCCAAGCAUGAUCUGAUCGCCAUCCCAGACUUCCAGGCCGGUGCGAUGGAAAACUGGGGCUUGACCACCUACAGAGAGAUCAGCCUGCUCUAUGAUCCUCAUGUAUCAUCUGUUUCUGACAAACUGUGGGUUACCAUGGUGAUUGGGCAUGAGCUCGCCCAUCAGUGGUUUGGUAACUUGGUGACCAUGAAUUGGUGGAAUGAUAUCUGGCUGAAUGAAGGCUUUGCCAGAUACAUGGAGUACAUUGCAGUUGAGGCUACUUACCCUGAACUUCAAGUGGAGGAAUAUCUACUGCACACAUGUUUUGCAGCGUUUGGUUACGAUUCGUUGAACUCUUCUCGGCCCAUAUCCAGUCCAGCAGAGAGCCCUACUCACAUUAAUGAGAUGUUUGACACAGUCUCCUAUGACAAAGGAGCAUGCAUCCUGCACAUGCUGCGCCACUUUCUAUCAGAAGAUGUGUUCCAAAGUGGGAUUGUGCGAUACCUCCGCAAAUACAGCUACGGAAAUGCACAAAACCAAAAUCUAUGGGACAGUCUGACCAACACAUGUUCCGAACAGGAUUUUGUCUCAGGGCAGCAUUGUUACAGUCGAGAGCAAGCCCAUAAAAACUCAUACCUAUUGGCAGGAGAACACUUGGACCUGACAGCCAUGAUGAACACUUGGACUCUGCAGAAAGGUGUUCCAUUGGUUAUCAUAAAAAGGGUAGGACCGCGUUUGUUGCUCAAACAGGUCCGGUUCCUGAGAACAACUCUACCUUCUGACCCCAACUGGUCCACAUUGCAAGAAGGUUACUUGUGGCAUAUCCCUCUGACAUACAAGACUGACACUUCCAGCACCAUCCAUAAACACUUGAUGACAAAACAUACAGACAGUUUCUACGUAGGAGAGGAGGUCAGCUGGGUGAAGGUCAAUGCGGACAUGACUGGCUAUUAUGUGGUUCAUUAUGAGGAUGGUGGAUGGGAGGCGCUAACAAAGCUGCUGAGGGAAAACCACACUGCCCUGAGCUACAAAGACAGGACUCAUUUGAUACACAAUGCAUUCCAACUGGUCACGGCAGGUUAUCUACCGCUCAAUAAGGCCUUGGAUUUAAUCGGGUAUCUACAAAUGGAAACACACUCAGUACCUCUACUGCAAGGACUAGGCUAUCUGGAAGUAUAUUACCGUAUGAGUGAGAAACGGAGGGAUGCAGAACUGGUGCGCAAGUUUAAGAUGCACAUUCUCCAGUUUUUCCGUGAUGUCAUUGACCAGCAGAUAUGGAGCGAUGAGGGCUCUGUGUCAACACGGCGGUUGAGGUCAGAGGUGCUCUCCUUGGCGUGCCAUCUGGAUGACCCUCCCUGUGUGGAAGGGGCACGCUGGCGUUUUAAAGACUGGCUUCAGUCUAACGGAUCUAUCAAACUUCCCACUGAUGUGGCUGGCACAGUGUAUGCAAUUGGUGCCCAGGAUGAGUACGGAUGGGCGUCACUCUUGCACCUGUACAACACCUCCUUCUCGGCAGCACAGAAAAACCAAAUUAUGUUUGCUUUGACUUCCAGCCGAGACACAAACAAAUUAUACAGAUUAUUGGACCUGGGUCUGGAAGGUCAGGUGAUACGACUGCAGGACCUGUCCACACUCAUCUUGUUGGUGGCAAGAAAUCCAAAGGGACACCACAUUGCAUGGGAAUUUGUCAAAAAAAACUGGAGCAAACUGGUUGAAAAAUUGCAGUUGGGCUCAUCUUCUAUUAGAAACAUCCUGGUCCACACCACAGGCCAGUUUACAUACCCAGAGGAAUACACUGAGGUUAAGUUGUUCUUUGAGUCCAUCAAAGAACAGGCAUCUCAACUGAGAGCUCCUCAAAUUGCACUGGAAAACAUGCAGAAAAAUAUUCGCUGGAUGCAGAGGAACUUGGAGACCUUAAAAAAAUGGCUUACAGAGAAAAGUGACAUGCGGACUGGUGGCGGCUGAUUCUUUAUUUGACAAUGUGUGUUGUGUGUGUAAAAAUUACUUUUUCAAAUUAUAUGUGAUUUUGUGUGUAUGUCUGUGUUGGAGGAACUGACAUACAUCUUGUCAAAAUAAUGUCUUAGACAAUAAAAGGCUUCAUUGGUU
Molecule: messenger RNA, 3341 nt
Organism: Doryrhamphus excisus (bluestripe pipefish)
Lineage: Eukaryota; Metazoa; Chordata; Actinopteri; Syngnathiformes; Syngnathidae
Gene: erap2
Product: endoplasmic reticulum aminopeptidase 2
Biological process (GO): proteolysis; peptide catabolic process
Cellular component (GO): cytoplasm; membrane
Molecular function (GO): metalloaminopeptidase activity; peptide binding; zinc ion binding
Source: RefSeq, a predicted model, not a curated record